Messenger RNA from Equus caballus (horse), 1160 nucleotides. The record is from RefSeq and is a predicted model, not a curated record. NCBI's taxonomy places the organism in Eukaryota, Metazoa, Chordata, Mammalia, Perissodactyla, Equidae.
CCGGGGACGCAGGGGGCGGUGGGUGCGGAUGUCCGUGGACGCGUGGGGCCUGGGACGCGUGGGGUGGGCGACACGCGGGGCCGUGGGCGCGGGCCCAGUCCUCGGCGCUCCGUCCCGCAGGAAACUCGCUGAUGGCCCCAGUGGGCCGCUGGCAGAAGGGCCGCGACCUCACCUGGUACGCCAAGGGCCGGGCGGACGGCGCGGGACUGAGCCGGGAGCAGGAGCUGGCGGCCGUGAGGCAGGCGGAGCAGGAGGCGCUCAUGGCGGCUCUAGGCUACAAGAACGUGAGGAAGCAGCCCACGGGCCUGAGCAAGGAGGUGAGGGCUGGGUCCUCUGGGAGGGGGCGCGGGCAGGGGUAGGGGCUGACCCCGCGCUGCUGCGAGCCCUGCCCGCCGCCCUCCCUCGCUCCCUGCAGGACUUUGUCGAGGUCUGUAAGAGAGAAGGAGGCGACCCUGAGGAGAAGGGAGUAGACCGGCUCCUGGGCCUGGGGAGCUCCAGUGGCUCUGCAGGCCGAGUGGCGCUGUCCCGAGAAGACAAGGAGGCUGCUAAGCUGGGGCUCUCCGUGUUCACGCACCACCGUGUCGAGAGCAGUCGACCAGGGGCCUCCCCGGCCUCCACUUCUGCCAGGAAGAAGCAGCGAUCGGAGGAGAAGCCAGAGCCGGGCCCCGAGAGCCACAGGAAGAGGAGGAAAGAGAAGAAGAAAAAGAAAAAGAAGGAGAAGAAGAAACACAAGAAAGAGAAGAGGAAGAAAGAACAGCACAGGGCUGGGGCAGCCUCCUCGAAGCCCCCGACUCCUGCCCGGCCCGGACACCGCAGGCACGACUCGGACUCCUCCUCGCCCUGCUGCAAGAGGCGGCGACGGCAAGACAGUGACUGAGGCCCUGCCCGGACCACCCCCACCACACAGCCCUGGAGGGGCCACCCUCAGUGAAGCCUCCGGCCCAGGGAGCUGGACAGCCAGCACAUGGGGGCCCUGAAGGAGGAGAGGUGGCUGAGCCCUGAGCUGGCCCCAGACCCACCCGGGGAGGCCCUGCCUGCCUGGGAGGUUCAGCCACCCCAGGUCCCCUGAGCAGCUUAGCUGUGGCUAAGUAGGGCUACUUAAGUUUUUCUUCACAUUGACUCACUCUUUGUAUGUAAAUAAACUUAUUUUAAGGGGAAAA